Molecule: messenger RNA, 879 nt
Organism: Cantharellus anzutake
Lineage: Eukaryota; Fungi; Basidiomycota; Agaricomycetes; Cantharellales; Hydnaceae
Product: MaoC like domain-containing protein
Exons: 8
Coding region: 1-879 (292 amino acids)
Cellular component (GO): peroxisome
Source: RefSeq, a predicted model, not a curated record
AUGUCUGAUAAGUACGACCUUUCUCAAGCGGUUGGGGCAGAAUUGCCAAGCGUCAACGUUGCUUGGACUACUCGUGACUUGCUCUUAUACGCUCUAGGCAUUGGCGCUACCAGAUUCGACCGCAAUAUCACUUACGGGGACAGCGCAGAUGUCAUCGAUUUCAAUGCAAAUACCCUCAAAGAGGACAAGGGUAUCCCUGGUUUGCCGAAAUUUGAUCCCAGUCAAUAUGUCGAAGUUCUGAGAGAUAUCCCCGUGAAGUCCGGACAAGGAUGGAAAAUCAAGAAGCGAAUUGUUGGUGUCCAUGAGAACAAGUCUGGCAUUGUCGUGGACAAUGAACUCGUUCUGGUUGACGGUAAUGGAACUCCGUACACCCGCUUGUUGUCAUCCACUUUUAACCUUGGAGCCAAAGCUAAUGGCGUCAAAUUUGACAAAAAUAUUGCCCCAACACCGACGCCAUCCAGGUCUGUCCCGAAGGGGGUACAUCCAUCAGCGACAUUCCGGGAUUAUAUCGCGGACAAUCAGGCAAUUUUGUAUCGACUGAGUGGGGACUAUAAUCCUUUACACAUUGACCCUGCCAUUGGCGCGCGUGGAGGAUUCAUGGGAAUCAUCCUGCAUGGCUUGGCAUCUUAUGGAAUUGUGGCUCGGGGCCUCAUCGCAAGCCUGGUAGAUGGAAACCCACGUGCUUUGAGGGCACUCUUUGUCCGCUUCAGUAGCCCCGUCAAGCCAGGUGACACGUUGGAGACCAAGGUGUGGGAAUUAGGUUCAGGACCAGAUGAAACAACGGAGUAUGUCUUCACAACCACCAAUCUAACUACAGGGAAGCCUUGCCUCAGUAACGGCCUCGCCUACAUUAAAAAGUCUCCCAGGAGUAAGUUGUAA